Molecule: messenger RNA, 797 nt
Organism: Drosophila subpulchrella
Lineage: Eukaryota; Metazoa; Arthropoda; Insecta; Diptera; Drosophilidae
Gene: elfless
Product: putative protein TPRXL
Exons: 3
Coding region: 120-755 (211 amino acids)
Biological process (GO): positive regulation of transcription by RNA polymerase II
Molecular function (GO): transcription factor binding
Source: RefSeq, a predicted model, not a curated record
UAUGGGGACAUCCCUUAUUGGAGUGCUGACAGUGUGGCCGUAUGCUGUUUCCUGAACCCCGAAAAUAAAGGUCCAUUUCUUUUUAGAAACCCGUGCAACCAUUGCAGAAGCAUUCUCAAAUGGGAGAUAAACCAAAACGCUGCGUGCGCUGGAAUCUAAAAAUGGAUUCUUCAACGAGCUCUUCUUCUUCGAGCAGUGAUUCGUUGUCCAGCGGCGAUUCUUCGUCGAGCAGCACCGAAUCGGAUCCGUCGUUCCGCCCAAGUCGCAUUAUAGUCUUGUUUCCAACGGUUUCCUCAAGCUCAAGAUCGAGCAGUCCGGACUCCAACGAACCCUCGACAUCCACGGGAAUACGUGGAGGUUGUGGACGAAUCCCGAGCAGUCCGGACUCCAACGAACCCUCGACAUCCACGGGAAUACGUGGAGGUUGUGGACGAAUUUCGAGCAGUCCGGACUCCAACGAACCCUCGACAUCCACGGGAAUACGUGGAGGUUGUGGACGAAUUCCGAAAAGCAAGAAUUCUGGAGGCGGUCCGCCGAACAAACGGGCCAAAUCUGGUGCCGCAGAGGCCUCGAGCUCCACCACCGAGCCCUACAACUGUCCCGUGUGCCUGGAAGAUGUGCGUCGUAACGCACCGGUGUCCACCACAUGUGGCCAUAUUUUCUGCAGGCGCUGCUUUCUGCGUGUCAUUAGAGCUACGUCAAAGUGCCCGAUGUGCGGUAUUAACUCACCUGAAUAUCAUCGAGUUUACAUGUAAGCCUAUGACUAGGCAGAAAAGCUUCAUAAGUUCCUUAACAGA